UUGACUGUUGUAACGGACAGAGAAGCUGAAAGGUGGUGUGCUCCCUCCCACCACCCCCACUCCACCCUCUCUCUCUCUCUCAUCCAUCGUCUCCAUUAUUUUCUCUCUCCCCCGUCUCCACCUCCCUCCCCCCUUUAUUCUCUCCCCCUCCCCAGCUCCUCCCUGUCUGCUUCCCUCCCCUGCUGUGGCACUGCGCCUGGCCGCUUGCCCUCUCCCCCUCACCUUCACCUCCCCCAUCCCGCAACCGCACGAGCGUUCCCUCACCAAGAGGAGAAAAAAAGAGGGAGCGAAGGAGGCAAACCAGGCGGCGGGACAGCAACGCGACGUGCUUGCCAUUCUCUCGAGGAGCUCAUGCAAGGUGUAAGUCUUACUGCAAGAAGGGCAGUUGUGCAUGUUAUUAAGACCCAAAUAUAGCCUCACUUGAUUACACUGCACGGGGGGUUGAAAACUUGAGAUACAGUUGAUCUUCUGGUUAAGAGUAUGGCUUCAAGGUUAUCACAUCAGCUGAGCAAUGGCCUGUAUGUUUCUGGUCGACCUGAGCAACCUAAGGAGAAGGCCCCAACCAUUUGUUCCACUGCGAUGCCAUAUACUGGGGGUGACAUCAAGAAAUCUGGAGAGCUGGGGAAGAUGUUUGAUCUUCAUGUUGAGAAGUCAAGAAAAUCUGGUCCUCUAGGAAAUGCUCCUUCAAGAAAUACUUCAUUUGGCGGUGCUGCUUCCAACUCUGGACCCGUCUCCAAUGCUGGUGGUCGUUCCAACUACUCUGGUUCUCUUUCAUCUUCAGUUCCUGGUGCUGGCGGAUCAGCCAGAGCAAAAUCAAACUCCGGACCGCUCAAUAAACAUGGAGAGCCAACAAAGAGGUCAUCUGGUCCCCAGUCUGGAGGAGUGACCCCAAUGGCACGCCAGAACUCUGGCCCCCUUCCACCUGUGCUUCCGACAACUGGGCUUAUCACAUCUGGGCCUAUCUCUUCAGGGCCACUUAACUCGUCUGGUGCUCCAAGGAAAGUAUCUGGGCCACUUGAUUCUGCUGCAUCGAUGAAAAUGCGGGCUACUUCCUUUGCUCACAAUCAAGCUGUUACUAAUCUCAACACUGAAGAUGGUUACUCAAUUCAGGGAAGCUUUCCGAAGCCAAUACUCUGGGCUGUGAUUCUGCUCUUUGUGAUGGGUUUCAUAGCAGGUGGCUUCAUUCUGGGUGCUGUUCACAAUGCAAUUUUGCUGAUAGUUGUUGUGGUGAUAUUUGGUUUUGUUGCUGCACUUCUUAUCUGGAAUGCUUGCUGGGGUAGGAGAGGCGCAAUUGGGUUUGUUAAUCGCUAUCCUGAUGCUGAUCUCAGGACUGCCAAAGAUGGACAGUAUGUAAAGGUUACAGGGGUGGUUACUUGUGGAAAUUUCCCCCUCGAAUCCUCGUUCCAAAGGGUUCCAAGAUGUGUAUACACUUCUACUAGCUUGUAUGAGUACAGGGGUUGGGAUUCCAAAGCUGCCAAUACUGAGCAUCGGCGUUUUACCUGGGGUUUACGCUCAAUGGAGCGACAUGCGGUUGAUUUCUACAUCUCAGAUUUUCAGUCUGGGCUUCGAGCAUUGGUGAAAACAGGAUAUGGUGCACGUGUGACCCCUUACGUCGAUGAAUCUGUUAUAAUUGACAUCAAUCCAGACAACAAGGAUAUGUCCCCUGAUUUUUUGAGAUGGCUAAGGGAGAGAAACCUUUCAAGCGAUGAUCGGACAAUGCGCCUAAAAGAAGGAUACAUCAAGGAAGGUAGCACUGUGAGUGUGAUGGGGGUUGUCCAAAGGAACGACAAUGUUCUGAUGAUUGUUCCUCCAUCAGAGCCCAUCUCAACUGGUUGUCAGUGGACCAAGUGUGUUCUCCCAACCAACCUUGACGGGCUUGUUUUAAGAUGCGAAGAUACUUCGAACAUUGAUGUGAUACCAGUUUAACUGGCGGUGGAAGAGUCGUUGCCAAAGAAAGUGCCUGUUAAAUAUUUGAAUCUGUAUUGUUUCAUGGAAUGCUAGUUGAGAGAAAUGUGCAAAUGUUGGGUGUGAUUAUGGCAGGUUGAGGGUGGUUGGUUAAGCAGGCCGUUGGAUGUAUAGUUCUUUUUUCUUUUAAUUGUGUUUUGUCAUUUCUUUUUCUUUUUAAUUUUCAGCUGAGAUCUGAAACUUGUGUAACCAGAUGCCUCUUAAUCUAAAUCUGCGUGGCACUUAGAUUGAUUUGGUUUUGAAGUUAGAAGUUUGUUCUCUUUUGUGCUUUGUGUUAA
Molecule: messenger RNA, 2243 nt
Organism: Sorghum bicolor (sorghum)
Lineage: Eukaryota; Viridiplantae; Streptophyta; Magnoliopsida; Poales; Poaceae
Exons: 5
Coding region: 481-1926 (481 amino acids)
Source: RefSeq, a predicted model, not a curated record